AUGUCCAAAUCGCUAAGACAAAAAAUUGCUCAUGCUAUUAAUUCUAUUCUAUCAACAUCAUCAUCACACAAUAAUUCGAAUUCAAAAAUAUCAUCUUGUUGUUCAGUAUCGAAACCAAAAGAUUAUGAAUAUAUUUCAUAUGAAUCAAAAGUAGCAUCAUCAAAAAGUGAUUAUGUCGAUUUAAGUGAAUGUCAUUCAUGGUCUUUGUCUUGCUCGAAAGAUUCAGGAAUUUCUUUCGGUACAAACAUAUCAUCAAUCAGUACAUCCAAUGAAAAUUUUCAUCAGUUUCAAUCAACACGCAUACUUUCAGAUGAUUCAAAUUCUCGUUUAAAUCUAUCUGAUUUAAGUUCAAUACCGAACGAUCAAAUGAACAUAUCCAAUUUCGAUGUAACUGCAUGGCAUACAAUUCCAACGUCGUUCGAAUGUUGCCAUUGUCAUUGUCAUCAUCAAACUAAUACAGAUGCUCUGCAAAAUCCAACCAACAACUAUCUGUACUAUCCACAACAAUAUCAUGAUCAGCGAACAAAAAAUCAAAUCUUUCCUUUUAUUUUUUAA
This is a messenger RNA of Rotaria socialis, 555 nucleotides long. The record is from the annotation of a GenBank genome assembly. NCBI's taxonomy places the organism in Eukaryota, Metazoa, Rotifera, Eurotatoria, Philodinida, Philodinidae.